UUUGUGAUAAGUAACCAAAUCUCCCUUUAUGGGCAAAAUUGGAGAAUACACAGUGAGAAGCUUGUUUUGCUGGCUAGGCUAGAAGCAAUCCACAGCAGACACUAUGAGUAGAUUCAAGACAUCCAAAUACAAGAACUCUCUCAGCUACGUGUACAAGCAAGAGGCCUGGAUUAAUGACUGUAAUGUCAGUGCCCACCUCAGUUCCCGUGGCAACCUGAUAGAUGCCAGCAGAGAAUGUGUGGCUUUCCUCCAGGACCCCAACAGUGUGAGUGUGCUCCCUGUGAACAGUGGCGGCCGUUUCACAAAAUUCCCUACAAUCAGUGAGUCAGCGAGCGACCUCGCCUUCUCUCCCUUCCAUGAUCGUCUCCUGGCAACGGGGAACAGUGGAUGUGUGCGACUGUGGGAAGUCCCCAAUGAGCUUCCAAAUGACACUAUUGUCUCCAAACCAGUUGCUAGUCUGGCAGGGGAUGAUGGGGGAAGAGUGGAGAUGGUGCGCUUCCACCCUGCAGCUGAUAACGUGUUGCUAAGCUGCGCUGGCCGUCAGGUGACUGUGUGGGACACUGAGGCUCAGAGUAGCAUGUUCAAUCUGGAGGGCCAUGAAGACGUAGUGCAGUGUGUGUGUUGGCAUGGCAAUGGCUCCAUGGUGGCUUCUGUAUGCAAGAAAGAUCGUCAAAAGAGCAUCAAGCUUUUUGAUCCUCGAGCAGGAGCUAAACCGGCUCAGGAGGCCUUUGCUCACAGCGCCCUCAAAGACUCUAGGGUUCUGUGGUUGGGGGAUUCCUCUUACCUCCUCUCGUGUGGAGCCGACAGUUCUAGAAAUGCUGAGGUGGCACUCUGGGACACCGCUAAUCUGGUAAAGCCAGUCUCCAGAGUGUCACUGGGGUCCACUGCCUCAGGGAGCACCAUGAUGUUCUAUGAUGAGGACACAAAAAUGGUCUAUGUGACCGUGAAGAAUGAGUGCACUAUUUCAUUCUACGAGCUGUCAGGGACCUCGCUGUCUCCAGGUAGCCACGUGUAUCGGUCAACCCAGCAGAUCAAGGGUCUCGCUCUCCUGCCUAAAGCCACGGUGAAUGUGAUGGCCUGUCAAGUUGCACGUCUCAUGGUGCUGACUCAGAAUGCCGUAGUCCCCAUCAGCUACUAUGUCCAGAGAAAGUCACACACCGAGUUUCAUGCUGACCUGUUCCCGGAUACUGCGAGUGGAGAGCCCUCCAUGACAGGCACUCAGUGGAGAGAGGGAGCUAACACUCCGGUGUCAACGAUCAGUCUGGACCCUGCCAAGUUCAAGAGAAGUCAGGGAGCACCCAAAACAGACAAGAAGACUGGGCCUGCAAAAGAGCCCUCCAAAACCCCUGAGCCAACCACCACAGCCAAACCAGUGGUUGCUAAGACAGCCGAGCCAGAAGUUACUACGAAAACUAAGGAACCCCCACGCCCGUCUAAGGUGAUUCAGUUGGUGCGAGCGUCAAAGCUUCGUCACAUAGAGGGUGUGAUGAGUCAUCGCAGCACCAUCAUUGACAAGCUGCCCUCCCUCAACACCACAGUGCCAGGAGAUUGCAACGCACUCCAUGCCAACAGAGACAGAGUGGCUACAGUAAUAUCAAGACCAGGGGGACAAAUGAUCGUCUUAGAACUUAACAAACCAGGACGGUUGGACAGUGAUUCAGUACCAACACUACAACACUCUGCUGCCAUCAUGGACUUCACAUUUGACCCAUUUGACAACUAUCGCCUAGCAUCAGCGUGUGAUGAUGCCUACAUUCGUGUGUGGCAAGUACCAGACGGAGGUUUAACCGAAACACUCACAGAGCCUCUGGUUAAACUGAAAGGUCACAGAGAUAAGCCAAAUCUGGUCUCCUUCCAUCCUCUGGCCAACUCAGUUUUGGCGUCAGCUGGUUAUGACUGUAAGCUGUUCAUAUGGAACCUCGACACUCAGCAACCAGCUAUCUCCAUUGAGCUCAAGGAUACUCUGUUUGCCAUGUCAUGGAGCCCAUGUGGUCGCUACCUGGCCACUUUCUCCAAAGAAGGGACGCUGGCCCUCUAUGAGCCACAAAAGUCCACCCAACCAAUACGAGAGGGGUGUGGUCCAGAAGGGCGGAGAGGAGGCCGAGUGGUUUGGUUGGACACUGAACACAUUGUCGUGUGUGGAUUCAACAAGACCAGUGUACGUACACUUAGUGUGUAUUCGACAUCUGACCUCUCCACACCAAUGUCUGUGAUCAGCCUGAGUGUGUCACCUGCCAUCCUCAUGCCCACUUUUGACCCUGACGUCAACCUUCUCUAUGUUUCUGGGAAGGGUGACAGUUCUGUGCUGGUGUUUGAGUAUGUUCCAGACAAGCAUCCCUACCUGUUUGACGUCUCUCCAUUCUCUUGCCCAUCUGCACAUCAGGCUGUUGCAUUUCUGCCAAAGGUAAUGUGUGAUGCUCGCAAGGUGGAGAUAGCACGAGGAGUUCGUCUCACCACUUCAACUGUUCAACAGUUUACCGUCAAGGUGCCCCGAACCAGACUCGAGUACUUCCAGGAUGACCUUUAUCCUCUAACCGCUGUGACAUGGGAGCCGGUAAUGAGUGCUCAAGAGUGGUUUGAUCAGGGGAAACCUCGGGACAGGGCCACUGUAGACAUGCGACCAACUGAUAUGAAGCCUUUGAGUACAGCACCUGCUCCGAGGAAAGCGCCGAAGAAAUUUGAGAGCUACGACCCCAAGUUCAAAUCAGCACACGAGAAAAAGGAAGAGCUGAUGUCAGCAAUGAUAGAGCGUAUGGGAGAUAAGGAUGAUGACCCUCUACCUCAGUCCAAACUGGAGGGCUGUGACAGUGACGAAUGGAGUGAUGAUUAAAUUCUGACAACUCUUCACAUUAUUUUCGGUGUGUGUUAUAGACUGCAGGAGUGACUAGUUUUAGUUUUUUUAUUUUAUAAUUAUAGUGAUGUUUACAUUAAUUUGACUGUUUACCCUAGAAGUAUAAUUAUUAUACAUACAGA
Molecule: messenger RNA, 2973 nt
Organism: Halichondria panicea
Lineage: Eukaryota; Metazoa; Porifera; Demospongiae; Suberitida; Halichondriidae
Product: coronin-7-like
Exons: 21
Coding region: 104-2830 (908 amino acids)
Biological process (GO): actin filament organization
Molecular function (GO): actin filament binding
Source: RefSeq, a predicted model, not a curated record